Penicillium verhagenii is the source of this 2337-nucleotide messenger RNA. RefSeq lists its product as uncharacterized. The transcript is spliced from 3 exons. NCBI's taxonomy places the organism in Eukaryota, Fungi, Ascomycota, Eurotiomycetes, Eurotiales, Aspergillaceae. The record is from RefSeq and is a predicted model, not a curated record. The coding region runs from base 1 to 2337 and encodes 778 amino acids.
AUGGCGCGACGGUACGAAAUCGAUGAGCUAUUAUGGCUGCGCGAAUCACCUCUGGUCAUCAAACCCCCUGGCCUACCCCCCAUUGAAGAAUGGAUGCCUCAACCUGACACUACCACCCAGCGCAAACAACAAACCACCCGAGAUCCUAAUAACCCAAAUGAACCCCCUACUACUACCACUCGACGAGGAAGCUUUUUUGAAGCUCGUCAUAUCGCCCGCGGCUCCAAUUCAGAAGACAUUAUUCUUGGACCCCCGAAGACGGCCUUUGCAUCGUCGCGCAUCGGCGGUAAAGGAUCCUUUGAUUUGACAGAUCGAACUGCGCGGCCAACUGACUCAGACGAGAAGAACGAUCGGUUCAAUUUCCGGGAUCGAUUUUUCAAGGAGAAGGAUGCCCCAGAGAAAGACUUGGAACGCCGUGAUGUAAAGCCGGGUCUAAACGGCCGGCGCGUGGACAAGGAAGAUUGGAAUGCUGGCCGCACACGUCGCACCUUCGGUCCCGAGGAGGGAGAUCGCAAACCACGAAGGAACGGGGAUUUCGAUCGAUGGGAAAACCGAGAGAAUCCUCGAGACCUCAACACUGAACGAGUACCGCAAAACAAAGACCCACGCUUUGUGAAGAAAGACGUCACCACCCCGGGAAGAACCAAAUAUGAUGGAAACUGGUUCCGCGACGAGCAGGCUCAGGAUGGUGUCGAAGCUGAUGAUGAUAAACAACCACUUCGCAAUCGAGAAUGGCGUCGUGACCGACAUGGUGUAGACCGUGACUGGAACCGAGGUGGCAAGAUGGAGCAGGAGCCGGAGUGGUUGGACAGCAAUGAACGUGAUGAGCCACGACGAGCACACACACAGGAAGAGUUUGAGCGCUGGAAAGUGGCCAUGAAGGCUGGUUCUGGCGGUGCCGCGCAAAAGCCCACCUACGAAGAGAAGACGGAAGCUCACGUGGAACCUGAUACUCCUCAUCAGCAACAGCAACCGGAGUCUCGCCGCACUGACGGAGAGAUCUUCAGCAACUCUGGCGCCCAGUAUAUGGGUGACAAUUCGAUGGAACGAUUCUUUGGCAUGCUAGGUGAUCCCAAGCCGCCCACAGUCCAGGAAGUCAGCCCACCAGCCCCUGUUGCGAUUGAAUCGCCCACCAAGAAAGAAAUCCCUAGCGGGAAGCCUGGGAAAUCUUCUCGGUUCGCAGGACUAUUCAGUCCUCUCCCUGACAGCCCUUCCAGAGGCCCCGAGCCUCAUCCUGUUCCCCAGACCCAGUCUGCGGGUACACCUCUCAGUUCCCACAGUGAUGCCGAUCAGGAAGGUUUCCAGCGGAUUCUUCAGAUGCUGGGUGGUGGCGGUGGCCGAUCAAAUAACGGCACCCCUAACCAGGCCGAUUCAUCGCAUGCAUCGCGAUCUUUGUCAAUGGUUUCGGGAGAGCAGCCCCGUGGGCCCAUGAACAUGCCAACUCCAGCGGGGUUGCGCCGCGAAUUCGCCAGCCCUCCACAGGAAAACCCAAUGGCCCAAUUUGCUGGUAAAGAUCCUCACUCUCGUGAUAGAGAGAACCUGCUCCGCCUAAUGCAACAAGUUCGGGGUGGUCCUCCAUCUGCUGGACAUUUGCCUCAGUCUCCGAAUGGCGGUCCACCACCUCCCCCUGGCCUGAUGCAAGAAAUGAUGACCCGUCCCCCGCCUGGGUUGACCGCUCAGAAAACACCAACUUUCUUAGACGACCCGGCAAUUGCCAACAUGCAGCGACCGGAUAGUGAGCAACUCCGGCGCCGAAUGGCCAACGGACCUCCCAUGGGAUAUUUCGAUGAUGGACAUUACCCACACGUCCCUCAGAACCAAGGUCCCAUGACUCCUGGGGGUUCUCGACACCCACAGGGCCCUCAACAGCAGCAGCAGCCCCCGAUUCUCCAGCGACCACCGGGCUUGGAGCACAUGCCUCCUCCCGGAUGGACUGGCCAGCCUCCUCCCCCUCAGCAAGGUAAUGGACCUAUGGGUCCCCCGCCUGGAAUUCCUGCCCCAAACCGCGGCAUGCCCCCCAACUUCCCUCCUGGCAUGAUGCCAAUGCCCAACACUCAGCCACCCAUCAACGAACGACAAGGCUUUCCGCGUGGUCCUCCUCCCGGCAUGAUGCCCCCGCCUGGAUACAUGGGUGGUCCCCCACCACCCGGAUUCCCCCCAAUGCCACCUAACCCGGAGGUUAUGAUGGGACUUGGGCCUGGCCAAGGCCCAUUUGGACCCGGCAACCCGGGACCCCAGGGUCCUCCUCCUUCCUCUCGUCACUUGCUUGAGAUGUUUGGUCAGCCCAAUGGUGGGGAUAUGCGAGGCGGCAUGGUCGGUCCUGGUCACUUCCGGUAA